ACCCCAGCUCAGAUUCCGCAUUCCCAACCCUCCUCUGUAUCCUUUCUAUUUCUCUCUCUCUCUCCCUCUCUCUCUCUGUCUCUCUUUCUGUUUGUUUCCCGAGAAAAUUUUCUGAAGAGAGAAAAAAAUGACGGAAGUACUGAGUGAAGAACAGAUCGUGGAGUUUAAGGAAGCCUUUUGUCUGUUCGACAAGGACGGCGAUGGGUGCAUUACUAUUGAGGAAUUGGCGACGGUGAUCCGAUCGUUGGAUCAGAAUCCGACGGAGGAGGAGCUUCAGGACAUGAUCAAGGAAGUCGACGUCGACGGCAAUGGAACUAUCGAAUUUACCGAGUUUCUCAAUUUGAUGGCCAAGAAAAUUAAGGAAACUGAUGCGGAAGAAGAGCUGAAAGAGGCUUUCAAAGUGUUCGACAAAGAUCAAAAUGGAUACAUCUCAGCUACCGAGCUGAGGCACGUGAUGAUCAACCUCGGGGAGAAACUUACAGAUGACGAAGUGGAGCAGAUGAUCAAAGAAGCCGAUCUAGACGGUGAUGGUCAAGUCAAUUUCGAAGAAUUCGUCAAGAUGAUGAUGGCCGUUGGAUGAUAGCGUCAAGUGGACCCCAAAAAAGGGCGAUUACUUAAUUUCAUUUAUUUUCAUAUAAUUUCAUUUAUUUCCUGCUUUUUACGUAAUUAUUAAUUUGUAGUUUUUUUUUCCCCUUUUAGCCCCACUUCCACUUGUUCAUUAAUGUAAGCACCUCUUUAUUCCUAGUAACAAUUUCUUACUGUUCAUCUCUUUA
Benincasa hispida (wax gourd) is the source of this 773-nucleotide messenger RNA. RefSeq names its product calmodulin-like 11 (gene CML11). Gene Ontology annotation, cellular component: myosin II complex. The record is from RefSeq and is a predicted model, not a curated record. Gene Ontology annotation, molecular function: calcium ion binding. Lineage: Eukaryota; Viridiplantae; Streptophyta; Magnoliopsida; Cucurbitales; Cucurbitaceae.